AUGAGCUCCAACAUCACAGAAACCCAGGUCGCGGUACCCAAGAAACAGAAGAAGCUCAAGCCUGCCCGCAAACAAGUCAAACCUGGCGAGGUCGAGAAAAAGGAGGCACCACAGACGGGAAAGGAGUACAAUAUCUGGUACAACAAAUGGGCAGGAGGUGAUCGCGAGGAUAGCUACUCCAAUAAGGUCAAAUCGCAGACACGCUGCAACAUCAAGCGCGACGCAGGUCUCACACGGGCGAACACGACAGGGAACAAGUACUGUUGCCUCUUCUUCGCGCGCGGCUGCUGUCCCUACGGCUGGGAAUGCGAAUACCUGCACAUGCUCCCGGAUGUCUCCACCUCGCUUCCGGACACGUCCAAGGACUGCUUCGCUCGCGAUAAGUUUGCGGACUACCGCGACGACAUGGGCGGCGUGGGAAGCUUCCAGAGGCAGAACCGCACACUGUACAUCGGGCGUAUCAAGGAGACAGGGACCGGCGUGGAGACGGAAGAGGUUGUCCGCCGGCACUUCAAGGAAUGGGGCCAGAUAGAGAAGAUCCGAGUCCUGCAGUACCGGAGCGUCGCGUUCGUUACAUACGUCUCCGAGUUUCACGGUCAGUUUGCAAAGGAGGCGAUGGCGUGUCAGUCUCUCGACAACGACGAGAUCCUCAACGUCCGGUGGGCGACGGAAGACCCUAAUCCUACCUCGAAGGUAGAAGAGAGGGAGCGGCUUGAAACAAUCGGUCGGGAAGCCAUUCAAUCCAAGAUGGAUCCCCGCAUUGCUGACGCCAUGCGGGCGAUGCGGGCACUGGAGGAUGGGGACGUCUUGGAUGGGGAGCCCGUGGCCAAGCGACGGAGGCUUGAGAUUGAGGACGCGCCGCAGGAGCUGGCUUUCUUACAGCCUGAUCCGGAGCCAGAGGAAGAAUUGCAACCACAGCAGACAGGACUUCUCAGCGCGGACGCUCUGGAGGGACUGAAGUACUUCGCCGAAAUACGCAAGCGAAACGCACUGGGGAAACCUGUGGUACGUGUAGUGCCAGCAUCAAAACCGCUGUCCGAAGGGCUCGGGCUGGCGGACUAUGGCAGUGACGAAGAUUGA
Messenger RNA from Fomitopsis serialis, 1080 nucleotides. RefSeq lists its product as uncharacterized. Bases 1 to 1080 code for a protein of 359 amino acids. The transcript has 4 exons. Lineage: Eukaryota; Fungi; Basidiomycota; Agaricomycetes; Polyporales; Fomitopsidaceae. Gene Ontology annotation, molecular function: pre-mRNA binding; metal ion binding; U6 snRNA binding. The record is from RefSeq and is a predicted model, not a curated record. Gene Ontology annotation, cellular component: Prp19 complex; U2-type catalytic step 2 spliceosome; U2-type catalytic step 1 spliceosome.